Molecule: messenger RNA, 478 nt
Organism: Dicrocoelium dendriticum
Lineage: Eukaryota; Metazoa; Platyhelminthes; Trematoda; Plagiorchiida; Dicrocoeliidae
Source: the annotation of a GenBank genome assembly
AUGUCGAGCUGCGACGGGGCGCAUUGUAUCAUUGAUGGAGGUACAUUUGUAAACUCCGAAAUCACUUUCCAAGCAAGAAGAAAUGUUCGUGCUGGAAAGGCGAAAUUUUGCAUAAGCGACUCACAGUUGUGGUUGUGCUUAAAACAAAUGGCAGGCGUAACCGAUAUAUGUGACCGCAUGGAACAAGAAUGUCCGCUCAAAAGAGGUGGUGUGUACACAAAUAAUAACUCGUUCUUCGCACCGGAUGCUUCGAUGGAAGGCGAACUAACCUACAAGCUUUACGACGAGAAAUGCAAUGUGCUUGCAUGCGUGCAGUACAAAGGAGGGUUUCGAUCACAGAAUAAAGACAUACAGUUGCAAUUCUUCACUGGUGACAGCUAUCCAUGCGGGGACAAAUGACCAUACAACCAUCCCUGGUUAUUUAUAUCUUGUUUGCAUAAAAUGACAUAAAAGAUAAUUGAAAAUAUUUGACGAAUGC